Molecule: messenger RNA, 1818 nt
Organism: Striga asiatica
Lineage: Eukaryota; Viridiplantae; Streptophyta; Magnoliopsida; Lamiales; Orobanchaceae
Source: the annotation of a GenBank genome assembly
AUGUCUGACGAGGAGCAUCACUUCGAAUCCAAGGCGGACGCCGGCGCAUCCAAGACCUACCCUCAGCAAGCCGGCACCAUCCGCAAAUACGGCCACAUAGUCAUCAAGGGCAGGCCCUGCAAGGUUGUUGAAGUCUCUACUUCAAAAACCGGGAAGCAUGGGCAUGCCAAGUGCCACUUUGUGGCUAUAGACAUAUUCAAUGGCAAGAAGCUUGAAGAUAUUGUUCCAUCAUCCCACAACUGUGAUGUGCCUCAUGUGAACCGUACUGAUUAUCAGCUUAUUGACAUCUCUGAAGAUGGUUUUGUCUCUCUUCUGACUGAAAAUGGUAACACCAAAGAUGAUCUGAGGCUUCCUACCGAUGAGAAUCUGCUUUCUCAGAUUAAAAGUGGGUUUGAGGAAGGAAAGGACCUUGUGGUGUCUGUUAUGUCAGCAAUGGGAGAAGAGCAGAUCUGUGCCCUCAAAGACAUUGCUAUGGACGGAGAUAUUUCUCAACGAAAUACGACGCCGGCGGACGCCGGCGACGGCGAUAAUAACGAGGUUCCGGCGGAGCUCUCUCAGGCACCGCGGCGGUUGAUCGGAAAAGUGGAGAUGGUCUCAAAAUGUGAUAGAGCUCAGGACAAAGAAUUGCAAUCAAUGGAAAACGAUACCGGAAUUUGCCCUAAAGAGCCGGAUAAGAUCUCCGAAGACCCGAUACCAAUACCCUUCGUCUCUAAGAAGAAGACUACUGAUGAGUACAACUGGCGGAAGUACGGCCAGAAGCACGUAAAGAACCCGGAAGGUUCUAGAAGCUACUACAGAUGCACGUUCUCCAACUGCAGUGCAAAAAAGAUUGAGUGCUUUGAUCGUUGUAAUUGUGUUACAGAUGUAGUUUACAGAAGUCACCACAAUCACGAUCCUCUCAAGAAGGUAAACUGUGGCACAGAGUUUAGGCCUGAAAUUAAUCAGAUAACUGAAACAAAACAGCACGACUCGCCUGAUUCUAAAAUUAAGGAGGAAACUGAUUGUCCUAAAGAGGAGAGAAGGCAAAAAAGAAAUUUGGAAAGUGAAGUGAGUUCUCUUUCUGAAAAUGGAAAGAGACGAAAGUUCGUUGUUUGUGAGGCGAUUGAUGAUGUCAGCACUCCCGGUGAUGGAUACAGAUGGCGAAAGUAUGGCCAGAAAACGGUGAAAGGCACUCCUCAUCCUAGAAACUACUACAAAUGCACGUCGGCUGGAUGUACUGUACGAAAGCACGUAGAGAAGGCUACAGAUAACACGAGUUCUGUAAUAAUAACGUACAAGGGAGUACACAACCACGAAUUACCCGUGCCCAAAAAGCGUCAUGGCCCAAAGAGUCCACUUUCUUCAUCUGCUGCCACUUCUCCUCUUUCUAAUGAUCGUUUACGAAUUACCAAAGGUGAAUAUGAUCCAAACCGAACCGAACAACAAUCAGCUGGUGAAAAACUCAAAUCGAGUGGUGGAGAAGAGAGCACGAGAACCAAAGAGAACACUUCUGAGAGCUGAGUUUGAAAUCGAGCACUUGUGUGUGCAAAGAGUUAUCAGGGUAGUAACAAGUAGAAGAGAUUGGGCAAAUGGGGCUUUUGUGUUGGAUAAUUAUUGGAAAAUAUUUUAUUCCCGACUUACCUUGCAUAACUUAUUUGGGUUUUUGGAUUAGUUUUAAGUUCUCAGUAUCUGAGGUUGUUAUCUCUCGACAAAUUUAAUGAUAGUCGCAGAGAUUAAGGUUUGGAGUGCUUUCUGUACAUGAAAAUGAGAAGUGAGCUUUUUACUACAUUUGUUCGAAUAAUUACGAGUUGAUCUUGAUGUAUGAUUUGUUGUCUCGGG